AUGGCGGCAAUGGCGAAUCUCACUAAUACCAUGGAAGCUAAUACUGUUGUGACUCUGCAAGCUGUGCAGAGAUUGGGCCAACUGGCCGGGAAUGGAAAUGGCAAUGGGAAUGGCGAAGGUCUUCAGAAUGCCGACAUUCCAUGGUGGCAAGCUGAGUGUCGUUUGCUACAGCUUCAGAAUGCCGACAUUCCAUGGGAGGUGUUCCAAAUGGCUUUCUAUAAGAAAUACUUCCAUGAGUCUGCAAGGGAAGCAAAGGAAAUGGAGCUAAUGCAGCUGAAGCAAGGUUCCAUGUCUGUGGAUGAGUAUACCAACAAGUUCGAAGAGCUUUGUAGGUUUUCUCGAGUGUGUCAGGGUGACCCAGAGACUUACGAGAGUUGGAGAUGCGUUAAGUACCAAAGGAGUUUGAAGGAUAACAUUAUGACUGCUGUGGCUCCUUUGGAGAUCCGUGUCUUCUCUGACUUAGUGAACAAGGCUAGAGUAGUGGAAGAGUAUGCCAAGACCAUGGCGGCAUCUAAGGACACUCAUGGAGGGAGCUCUAGUCGGGGGCGUGGCAAGUACUUUCAUCCGAGAGGACAAAGCUUCAAGAGAGGAGAAUAUACGCCUCAAGGCCAAGGGGGCUUUAGAAAGAAUAAUCAGAAUCAAUUUCAGUAUGCUAAGGGAAGAGGAAAUCAGGGUAAGAAUUCUCUGGAUUUGACUUGUGUAUGUUGUGGGCGUUUCCAUCCUUAUGACUCAUGCAAAAUUAGUUUAGGUGGUUGUUUCAAUUGUGGGUUGCCUGGCUACAUUGCGAGGGAUUACACUCGUAGGAGGAACCAGAAUACGGGCCAGAGUCAGCAUCAAGGUCGAGUCUUUGCUGUGAAUGCCAAGGAUGCUUCUAAGGCGGAUCCGUUGAUGAGAGGUAUAUGUCUAAUUGGUGAUAAAUCCUUAGUUGCAUUAUAUGAUACUGGAGCUUCGCAUUCGUUUAUUUCGUUUGCUAAAGUUGAGGAAUUGGGCUUGAAAGUGUCAGAAUUACCUUUUGAUCUGCAUGUGCAUACUCUACAUCAAACAGUUAUGACUAGGUCAGGUUAUAGACAAGUAGGUUUCAAGCUUGAGGGUAGAGACUUUGUGCAGAUUUAA
Molecule: messenger RNA, 1113 nt
Organism: Arachis stenosperma
Lineage: Eukaryota; Viridiplantae; Streptophyta; Magnoliopsida; Fabales; Fabaceae
Exons: 2
Coding region: 1-1113 (370 amino acids)
Source: RefSeq, a predicted model, not a curated record